This is a messenger RNA of Oncorhynchus keta (chum salmon), 1354 nucleotides long. Its product is annotated as lysosomal alpha-glucosidase-like. Lineage: Eukaryota; Metazoa; Chordata; Actinopteri; Salmoniformes; Salmonidae. Gene Ontology annotation, molecular function: alpha-1,4-glucosidase activity. The annotation marks the transcript as partial. The record is from RefSeq and is a predicted model, not a curated record. The transcript has 10 exons. Gene Ontology annotation, biological process: carbohydrate metabolic process.
GUGUGGCCAGGUCUGACAGCGUUUCCUGAUUUCUCUGACGAUGUGACCCAUGAGUGGUGGUACGACAAUCUCAAGAGGUUCCACGACAAAGUUCCCUUCGACGGACUCUGGAUCGACAUGAACGAGCCAUCUAGCUUCGUGGACGGGUCGACCGUUGGCUGUCCUGACACCGAGCUGGAGAACCCUCCGUACACACCUGGUAUAUUAGGAGGGUUGUUGAGGGCUAAGACUCUGUGUGCCUCUGCUGUCCAGAAGACCUCGUCUCACUACAACAUGCACAGCCUGUAUGGCCUUCUAGAAGCUAAGGCCUCGGCUCGUAACCUCCUCUCUGUUCCCCUGGUGGGGGCUGAUAUCUGUGGCUUCAGUGAGCAGACUGAGGAGGAGCUGUGUGUCCGCUGGACUCAGCUAGGAGCCUUCUACCCUUUCACACGCAACCACAACUCUAUCGACCAGAAGCCUCAGGACCCCCCAGUGUUCAGCCCUUCAGGCCGUUCAGCCAUGAAACAGUCUCUGCUGCUUCGCUCCUCUCUGUUCCCGCUGCUCUACACGCUGUUCCACCGCGCGCACACACACGGACACACCGUCGCUCGGCCUCUGCUGUUCGAGUUCCCCAAGGACGUGAGAACGUAUGGGAUAGACAGACAGUUCCUAUGGGGGAAGAGUUUGAUGGUGACACCAGUAUUAGAUCCAGGUGUGGACUAUGUUGUGGGCUACUUCCCUCAGGGUCUCUGGUACGACUACUACACGGGUGAUUCUAUCCGUAGUAAAGGAGAAGAGUUGAGGCUCAAGGCUCCUCUAGAGCAUAUCAACCUUCACCUGAGAGAAGGAGCUGUCAUACCUACACAGCGUCCCAACACAACCCUGUUUGUGAGCAGUGGUCAGCCGCUCCACCUCGUGUCCAGUCUGUCUGAAGACGGCUCGGCCGGAGGAGAGCUGUUCUGGGACGACGGAGAGAGCAUCGACACCUUUGAGACAGACCAGUACGCUCACGUAGUGUUCACUGUGGUGAAGAACACGAUGACAUCGGAGGUGCUGCACGACCACGUGGAGGCUUCCUACAUCACCGUGGAAACAGCCUCCUUCUAUGGCGUGAAGGUGGAGCCUACCAGGGUUACGGUCAACUCCCAUGAUGCUGCAUUCACCUACAGAGCCAAUCAGGUGUUGACUGUAACAGAUCUGGGACUGAAUCUCAGCCAGAACUUCACCAUCAGUUGGAUCUAACAGCUUUUUCCCCCCCAAAAAAAUGUGAAUUCCGACCUUUUGGAAUGUUGAUGGUUUUCCUUCCCUGACGGUCUCUACUGCUUUACUCCCCACGGCCGUGACCCAAAUGGCACCCUAUUCCCUAUAUAGUGUA